AUGCAUUCAAACUGGACAGUCGAUUUUAAAAAUAUGUUCUUUAUACUGUACAUCAUAUUAGCAACUCACUGCCACGCAGAUGACAUAUUCCCCGAAGCUUUGGUGUUUGAAGGAUUAGGUUUAUCUGACAUUGUCAAUAAUUCAAAAUCCGGCGAACUUAGUAACAACACCAUAAUAAUUGCAGGAGAUUUAAAUGACGCCUUGACAACCAUGAAUUUCCACAGAACAAAAAUAAAUGACUAUCUUUGUCGAAAAUACGUAGUUGAAGAAAUAUUACAAGAUAUUACGGACAGUACGUCAUCUGAAGGCCGAUCGAUGUCUCAAGACAGUCAUAUGAGGAGUAAAACGUCUGUAAUGCAAACCGAUCAAGGCUCAUCUGCUUACAAUGCAUGGCUGAUCAAAACAAAAUUAUUGAAAAAAAUGUAUGACGAAUACGAUUUAAGCGUUAGAAUGCAUGAAAAACCCGUCGGAUUUACACUAAACAAUAAAAAUAAUGAAAGCCUAGGAACACAUGACUACGAUACCAUGAAGAACGUAGAUGACAUAAAAGAUUUGAAAGAAGUUUAUCACCCAAACGAAGAUUCAUUUGCUAGCCCCAAUGAUACAGUCACAGUGGACUUCGCACCAAGUCAAUCUAUACACUACGAUAUUGAUAAUGAAAAAGAGUACAAACGACCAAAUCAACCGCACCCUGGUACUGCUGAUUUCAACCCUACACAGUCUACUAAAAUACCUCAGUCAGCACACGAACCAUAUUUCCCACGACCACCACAUGAACCACCAUCACUUCCAACUUACUAUGGACCUCCACCAUUGUCAAAUGAAAAACCUUCAUACCCGUCUGAUUAUGGAAUGCCAUCAUUGCAGUCGUCAUAUGGACAACCACCACCAACAUCACAUGAACAACCUCAGUCAUCAUAUGGACCACCGUCGUCGUACGGUCAUUCUUUUAUGCCUACUUCAAAUUACCAUCCAUCAAAUUAUCCAUAUCUUGGAUUGAUUCCGCCAAAUAAGAAUACAGGUCACAAUCUUCCGACCCGAGAUAUUGAAACAUUAAGUCAAUCGGAUAACGGUGUACAUAAUUCUGAUAAAGAACCAUUAUUUAUACGAGGACUUACCGCAACAGAUAUGUACGAUCUUACUUUAACAGCCAUUGCAUUCUUGGGGUUCGGUACAUUUGUCAUGAAUCUAGUCAUGGACGCCAUGGCGGUACAAUCAGGAGCAACACUAACUCUAAACUCGUCGCCAUUACAUCACGGAGCCACUGUGUCUAGAGUCAGAAGACAUAAUAACCACAAUAACCCCGUAAUUUGGGAAAUAAACGAGUUGUCAUGGACCAUAGUAUCGACGCUGGACAAUAUGAUGGCAAACGUGGACGGGACCUCUGUGAAUUGUGAAGAAGUCAAAACAUUGUGCCAAAGAUCCAAAAGACUAGUAAAAACCGGUAUAAACUUCAGCUCAAAAUUAUUGCCCGUUUGGAAUGUUGCUUUAGGAUGGCUUUCGAAGAAAUUAGGUACGGAUAAAAGCCAGCCAGUGAUAUCUGCAUUAUUAGGUCAUUGCAUUUUGCCUUCACAAUGUCAAUCAAAUUCAUGA
Molecule: messenger RNA, 1593 nt
Organism: Macrosiphum euphorbiae (potato aphid)
Lineage: Eukaryota; Metazoa; Arthropoda; Insecta; Hemiptera; Aphididae
Source: the annotation of a GenBank genome assembly